Messenger RNA from Hemibagrus wyckioides, 1859 nucleotides. RefSeq names its product vacuolar protein sorting 4 homolog A (gene vps4a). The record is from RefSeq and is a predicted model, not a curated record. Bases 184 to 1494 code for a protein of 436 amino acids. Gene Ontology annotation, biological process: endosomal transport; vacuole organization. NCBI's taxonomy places the organism in Eukaryota, Metazoa, Chordata, Actinopteri, Siluriformes, Bagridae. The transcript has 11 exons. Gene Ontology annotation, molecular function: ATP binding; ATP hydrolysis activity.
UGCGCUGUGUUUGCCGUUGAUGAGAAUUUAACUGUUUAUUUACAUUCGUUUGUUUUCGUGUGAGGAAAAAAUAAACAAUCUAAAAUUUGUUACCUGACAUUUUUUCGCCCCUCAGUCAUAAGGCUGUCAGGAAUAUUAAAAAAGCCUAAACUGGAGGGAAAAAUCGCAAGAACGUGAGAUGAAAUGACAACGUCAACAUUACAGAAAGCCAUCGAUCUGGUCACCAAAGCCACAGAGGAGGACAAGGCCAAGAAUUAUGAGGAGGCUCUGAGACUGUACCAGCACGCUGUGGAGUAUUUUCUACAUGCCAUCAAGUAUGAGGCUCACAGUGAUAAGGCGAAGGAGAGUAUUAGGGGGAAGUGUAUGCAGUACCUGGAGCGGGCAGAGAAGUUGAAGGCCUACCUGAGGAACAAGGACAAGCAGGGCAAGAAACCUGUGAAGGAGACACAGAGCAAUGACAAGAGUGACAGUGAUAGUGAAGGUGAGAACCCAGAGAAGAAGAAACUGCAGGAGCACCUUAUGGGUGCUAUAGUGAUGGAGAAGCCGAAUGUGAGCUGGAGCGAUGUGGCUGGACUGGAGGGAGCUAAAGAGGCACUGAAGGAAGCCGUCAUCCUGCCAAUCAAAUUCCCUCACCUCUUCACAGGUAAGCGGACUCCAUGGAGAGGGAUCUUACUGUUCGGACCUCCUGGUACAGGAAAGUCAUAUCUGGCUAAAGCUGUAGCUACAGAGGCUAACAACUCCACCUUCUUCUCCGUUUCCUCAUCUGACCUCAUGUCCAAAUGGCUGGGAGAGAGCGAGAAGUUGGUGAGAAAUCUUUUUGAGCUUGCUCGUCAGCGUAAACCCUCCAUCAUCUUCAUUGACGAGGUGGACUCUCUGUGUGGCUCACGAAGUGAAAAUGAGAGUGAAGCGGCUCGCAGGAUCAAGACCGAGUUCCUCGUUCAGAUGCAGGGUGUGGGGAAUAAUAAUGAUAAAAUCUUGGUUCUCGGUGCUACUAACAUCCCGUGGGUUCUAGAUGCCGCCAUCAGGAGAAGGUUUGAGAAACGUAUCUACAUCCCGCUUCCCGAUGAACCGGCUCGGGCUGCCAUGUUCCGUCUGCAUUUAGGAAACACGCCCCACAGCCUGAGUGAGGCUGACCUGCGCCAACUCGCAAACAAGACUGAUGGCUACUCCGGCGCUGACAUCAGCAUCAUCGUCAGAGAUGCUCUCAUGCAGCCUGUCCGCAAAGUGCAGUCCGCCACACACUUCAAGAAGGUACGAGGUCCAUCCCGUAGUAACCCCUCUGUGAUGGUGGAUGACCUUUUGACCCCAUGUUCCCCUGGUGACCCUGCUGCCAUAGAGAUGACCUGGAUGGACGUGCCUGGAGACAAACUGCUUGAGCCCAUAGUGUGUAUGGCCGACAUGCUGCGCUCUCUGUCCACCACUCGGCCCACGGUGAACGCUGAAGACCUGCUGAAGGUGAAGAGGUUCACUGAGGACUUCGGACAGGAAGGCUGAGGAUCAACAAAUACCUGCCCAUCAAUCACACACAAACUCCGCCCCUAUGGACUGAGCCCCGCCUAAACCCACCCUAACAUGUCACUGUAUAGCUGGACUUCCUGUGUGCAGUGCUGAAAAUGAAGGAGCGUUUACUUUUGCACAGUUGUGUGUGUGCGCGUGUGUGUGUGCAGCCUGUAGCUCUUAUUGUAUGUGAACUGACUGUGUGUGUGUGUGUGUGUGUAUUUAUAUGUGCAAACUAUCACACACACAUACACACACACGCACUGCACUGCUUAAGCUCAGUAUUAUUUAUUUAUUUUCUCUCCCCUCAUUUCAGACUAUUAUUAUCAUCAUCACUGAACAAAGACAUUAAAGCAGCAGUA